AGCCGUCGGAAGUAUCACUGUUACUUUGUUUAGUAAAAGGAUAACAGCUGUAAAUUACAAUGAGUGGAAGAGGCAAAACCGGUGGAAAAGCUCGCGCCAAGGCCAAGAGUCGCUCUUCCAGGGCGGGACUACAGUUCCCCGUCGGCCGUGUUCACAGGCUUCUCCGCAAAGGCAACUAUGCUCAGCGCGUUGGUGCUGGUGCUCCGGUUUAUUUGGCCGCUGUGCUCGAGUAUCUCACUGCUGAGAUCCUGGAGUUGGCUGGAAACGCCGCUCGCGACAACAAAAAGACCCGUAUCAUUCCUCGUCACCUGCAGCUGGCGGUGCGCAACGACGAGGAGUUGAACAAGCUUCUGGGUGGCGUGACCAUCGCUCAGGGUGGUGUGCUGCCCAACAUUCAGGCCGUACUGCUGCCCAAGAAAACCGAGAAGCCAGCGAAGACCAAGUAAACCGACUGGAGAUUCUCUUCAAACCAAAGGCUCUUUUAAGAGCCACCUAAUUUGUCCCUGGAAGAGUGAUUUUAUUUGUCCCAUGUUUUUAUUUGUAUUUAAACCUGUCUGAUUAUAAACCAUAUAUUUAAAAUAAAGCGUUUUGAACGUUUCA
This is a messenger RNA of Ctenopharyngodon idella (grass carp), 600 nucleotides long. Its product is annotated as histone H2A-like. Lineage: Eukaryota; Metazoa; Chordata; Actinopteri; Cypriniformes; Xenocyprididae. The record is from RefSeq and is a predicted model, not a curated record. Gene Ontology annotation, cellular component: nucleosome. Bases 60 to 446 code for a protein of 128 amino acids. The transcript has a single exon. Gene Ontology annotation, molecular function: protein heterodimerization activity; DNA binding; structural constituent of chromatin.